Theileria orientalis strain Shintoku is the source of this 1377-nucleotide messenger RNA. RefSeq names its product transcription or splicing factor-like protein. Bases 1 to 1377 code for a protein of 458 amino acids. Gene Ontology annotation, molecular function: mRNA binding; zinc ion binding. The transcript is spliced from 4 exons. The record is from RefSeq and is a predicted model, not a curated record. Gene Ontology annotation, biological process: regulation of mRNA splicing, via spliceosome. NCBI's taxonomy places the organism in Eukaryota, Apicomplexa, Aconoidasida, Piroplasmida, Theileriidae. Gene Ontology annotation, cellular component: nucleus.
AUGUCGACUGAAACCAAGCCUGAGCGCCGUCGUCAUACCCGUUGGGGCAGGAUCGACAAUGGAAAAUCUCUGAUAAUCCACAACUCCACAAAAUCGUUUCUUGGGGAGCUAAAAAUGCUGGCAAGCAGGGCCUAUAACUACUCCGACGAUGAUCUCGGAUCGCGUUGGGGGACUGAGGAAGAUAAACCCUUUUUGCCGCCACCAUACGUCGAUCUUCCGCCCGGGCUGACGCCAUCGCAAAUCGACCAGUUUCUGAGGGAGCAGAGGCACGACGAACUCGCCAGAAAGAUAACCUCAGGCGAGCUGGAGUACGUGGAUCCUGAGAUUAGGCCGCCUUCGCCCCCCCCUGUGUACGAUAAAAACGGGAGCAGGGUCAACACGCGCGACGUCAGGGUCAAAAACUCAAUGAACGAGGAGUACAACAGACUCGUUGAGUACCUUCUGAAGAACCUGCCCGGGUUCGUGGCUUCCGCGGAUUACAAGCCGCUCAAGAAGGUCAGGAAGAUCAUCAUUCCAAUGGACAAGUAUCCGGACUACAACUUCAUGGGACUUGUCAUUGGGCCCAGAGGGUGCAAUCACAAGCGUCUCGAGGCUGAGAGCGGAGCUCAGAUAUCCCUGAGGGGCAGGGGCACCGUCAAGGAUGGGAAGAACCGCGACCACCAGACCGAGGAGGACGCAGCCAUGCCGAUGCACGUGCACAUCAGCGCAGACAAGGAGGAGUGUGUGCAGCGCGCAGUUGAGCUCAUAGAGCCCCUUCUUGACCCGUUCCACCCGAAGCACGAGGAGUUCAAGAGGAUCGGCCUCGAACAGCUUGCACUAGUCAACGGUGUGGCCUUGGGUGUCGUCGACAUCGGACGCUGCAGUAUAUGCGGCGGCAGUGGCCACAGGGCCCACGAGUGCCAGGAUAUGCCAAUUCAAAACAUACCUAGAGUUGAAGUGAAAUGCGCUUUGUGUGGUGACAUGGGACACAUCACCAGUGAUUGUAAAUUGGCAAAGGGCAUUAACGUGUCACAUUUGGUCGCUCAACAGUACCAGGAUCCCAGUAGACCCGUGAAGGAGGUUAAGGCAGUCCAACCCGCUCCAACCGACCCUGAAUCUGUUCAGAAGUUACAGCAGUAUCAGAUGGCCUAUUACCAGCAGCAGUACCAGACCUUACAGUAUCAGCAGUACUACAACCAGAUGCAGCAGUACUACUAUCAGCAACAGCAGGCACAGGCUCAGGCUCAGGCGCAAUCUCAAGCACAGGCCCAAUUGCAGGCUCAGACCCAGUAUCAGUAUCAAUACCAGGCCCCUCAGUACGUGCAGCCUCAGGAGCCAGCUGACGAUCCUGUGCAGCCGCCUCCACCUGAUGAUGACGGCGUGAUGCCGCCAUCUUGA